Molecule: messenger RNA, 3289 nt
Organism: Halichondria panicea
Lineage: Eukaryota; Metazoa; Porifera; Demospongiae; Suberitida; Halichondriidae
Exons: 5
Coding region: 65-3208 (1047 amino acids)
Biological process (GO): cell differentiation; regulation of transcription by RNA polymerase II
Cellular component (GO): nucleus
Molecular function (GO): DNA-binding transcription factor activity, RNA polymerase II-specific; sequence-specific DNA binding
Source: RefSeq, a predicted model, not a curated record
UGGGGUCAGUAGUAUGUGUUACAUAACAGCAACAACAUUAUAAACCCUUGCCUAGCGCCUAUGAAUGAACUAUAAAGUAUACUCAGAGACUAGACCUGACUGCACUGAUAACAUGGAGCUGGAGAUGGACUACAAUCCAAGUCUUGAGAUAGAUCCUAGAAAGUAUCUGCUUGUCAUUGGUCCUCAGUUCACUGCUGCAGCACUCAAGGAAGUUGGUGUGGACUCCUCCAGCCUGGCUCUCACUAUGAGUCAACUCCUAACUCUGGGAAUUGAGGUACUACUACAGACAGAUGAGUGUAGAUCAGAUGCAGAAAGAGUCAAAUGUGACACACUAUACAGAAAUGCGUACGAACUAGACCCUCUGUUUGCGGUGAAGAAACUGUCCGCUAAUUUGCAGAAAAAUGGAAAGUAUGAAGAAUGGCUGAAGAAAGCAUUUGAUUUUCAUAUUGUUCCUUGCAAUAAUUCUCCAAGCCUGCAAAGAAUCAAGCAGUUGCAGCAGGAGGGCGCACUUGUAAUCUACACACACUACGAUGAUGCUCUGAGCCAGCUCACCAAGACCAGACCAAUUCUAAUGAGUGAUGUUCCCUACUUUGAGAAAUGGUGCAGGGGCGAGAGCAAUGGAUUCCUUCACUUGCACGGAGUCUACACUGACCAUGAAACUGUUGUGUUUGAUACUGACACCCACCACCCACCCAAUCACCCUCUGACUGCAGCCAACACUCAGCUAACCAAAGUCUUUUGCAAUCGCCACAUUCUCAUGCUCGGAUACGACUCGGAAAACAACGAUGAUGACCCUAUCCUAACAAAAUUUGCAGAGCGGUACAUAGCAGAAUUUCCACAUCGAUUGCAUACAAUCCACCUGACCCAGGCCAGGGGCCACUGUGACUCUCAGUAUGUGCAGAAUGUAUCAUGCAUAGAGGCCCCAGGCUCUUGUCUCUACCCUCUCAGCCAUACCAGUAUGGAUAUAUGGAAGCAGCUUGAAAUACCGCAAAACAACUCGACCACUUUGACACUGAGUCUCUUAGUGGCCAAGAAAGAAGGAGCCACAGAUAUAUCGAGGGUGUUGGGUGAUGGCCCUGGAGUGAACUUUGCACUAGUGAGCUCAGUCAACCACAACGGCUGUCUGUUGCACACUGUCUCCGUGAGACUGGAGAAAGCAAGACAGAAAGAGAUGUGGGAAUGGCUGCUGGAGAGGGAGAGAGGGCAGCUGCUUGCUAGGGGGCUGAUGGCUGUGAUACUGCAGAGUGGCACAUUUCUAUGGAUGAGGGGGAAACCAACCUCAUACUCAGAAAUGCCACAGGAAGUAAACACAUCACCACUCCCACAAAGUCCACAAUCCUUGACUGACUCGGACAGGCCAUUUCCGAUGAUAAAACUCAAAGAAGAGCCUAUCUCGAUAUCGUCACUAGACUUCACCUUCUCAAAAAACAGUGGCAGAAAAGUUCCACGCUACACCAUGCAUCAGGUACGAGCUCGACGUCAGCCUUACACUGUUACUGGAUCAGGCCCGUCUCUAGGGAAACAUGGCCGACCUGAUGUCCCUCUGUUUGGCCAGAACAGCUCACGAUCACUGCUUGAGAGAAGGGCUUCACUUCCGGUGAACGUUAUGAAUGGAAACUCGGCCCACAAUCUGGACCGACUGGUGCAUAAUCUAAGCACUCCUCAGGGUCACGACCUUCCGAGUUAUGCUGCCGUAAAACAGGCACUGUUAUGCGACUGGUACAAGAGAAGAAGAAGCAUUCAAGUCGACCCUAAAACUCUCAAGCUUUUGCUCAAGUCUAAAUUGUUGUCUGAGCCUCUGGAUCUGCUGAAGCUGCGAAGGUACUCUGAUCCCGGCUCCUACAUCAGUCAACCCGAGAGUUUUGCACGUCGCAAGGAGCUGUUUCUCGAUGAGAAUCGCACAUGGUCGCAAACGUACGGUGCAGUAAUCAAACAGAAAAUCACAACAUGGAAGACCAUUAGAGAAGAAAAACAAAGACAGAGAAUGCUCUCAUGGAAAAACAGUCAAUUCCAGCAAAAUGGCUUGAAGUACCACCUCCUCAACCCACUGCAAUCAAACGGUGUACCCUCCCAUGCUCAGAUGUUCUCCACAGGGGGGAUGGCCCCAAAUGGAAUCAACUCGUACGUGUAUCCUGCUCAGACGAUCCUAGCCCCCACAGCUUCUCAAGCCCCCUCCUCAAUGGUUUAUAGUCCCUUCAUUGCCCCCUAUACUCUGGUCAACCCCUAUCAAUCCCUCAUGCAAGUCGGACAACCUACAGCCUUCUACGUUCCCCAAGCUGCAAGCCAACAAAAGCUCGUGUACCUUGUACCCCCCACUAGCACUGGAGCUGAUGCUCAUCCCCUCGUCUCACUGAACAACUCUCACCUGGCCCCACCCCCUGCACUGACAAGGAAACGAUCUGACUCUGGUGUAAGAGAUGCCGACGAAGACUAUCAGAUGAAAGAAUAUUUUAAAAGACGACAGUCUGUACCAAACAAUCUCUCUUCUCUGCUUGUAUCUCCUCUCAGUCAACUGUCUCCUGAUUCCCCACCUCCGAUGAAACGAAUGCGACUCACUGAAGAAUCACCACUCCUUCAGGCUCCAUCUACCGUACACUUUGAGCAGGACUCGCCCAAACAGGAAUUGUCCUCGAGGCAGCACCAUCUGUUGCAGGUCCAUCGACAUCAAAAACUUUACGAGAAUGGAUCAUCGCGCAGUGCUUCAAGAAGCCCCACUCGUAGUGUCGGUCAAAGCUCAGCAAACAGUCCCACUCAUCUGCAACGAAAUGGAGACUAUUUCGACAGCGAUUGUAGUAGCCUUGACGAGGAAGAAGCUGAGAUUAUUGUGGGCGGAGCCAUCUUGUCCCCAAACCAACAUCCAGGCUACGGAGCUCCAACCCCGCACAGCCAGCUGCAACUGUGGCAGUUCCUAUUGGAGCUACUUCUCAUCUCCGCCAACACACACCUCAUCCAGUGGACAAGCAACACCUUCGAGUUUCAAAUCAACAAGCCUUUGGACGUGGCCCGACUAUGGGGCAAAGUGACUAACAACGAACACAUGGACUAUCAGAAGCUGCUGAAAGGACUGCACUAUUACUUUAACAAGGGCAUCAUGAGUAAAGUAAAGGGGAAACCCCUGUCUUUCCAGUACAACGGUAGCAUUCAGAGUUACAUUGAAAUGAGACGUUCUAAUUUAGCCAGCCAAGAGGAAAUGGUCAUCGUAGAAUAGCUGUCAAUUUUUGUCUUUUUUGUCUAUUUUUUAAUCUUUACGUGUUUGUCCCUGAAAUAUUGAAGAGAAAUUUGUGAUCAA